Molecule: messenger RNA, 1936 nt
Organism: Solea solea (common sole)
Lineage: Eukaryota; Metazoa; Chordata; Actinopteri; Pleuronectiformes; Soleidae
Gene: emc7b
Product: ER membrane protein complex subunit 7b
Exons: 5
Coding region: 153-899 (248 amino acids)
Cellular component (GO): EMC complex
Molecular function (GO): carbohydrate binding
Source: RefSeq, a predicted model, not a curated record
ACGUCAUCUUCAGCGCAGACAGCUGAUGCGCCGACUCCUCUGCUCCUUCCUUCCGUCUCCUGGAUCUCUCUCUCUCUCAACAGUACAUGUCGACGCACACAGAUAGCUCCAUCUUAUUUUAAUAUCUUCUUGUAAAGACACACUUGACAGUGAUGUUGCUGCACAGUGACAGGUUACCGCUGCUGUGGCUCUACGCGCAGGCUGCGCUCGCCGUGGCGUGGUGUUUCGUCGACUUGGAAACGGGGCCUGGCGCAGGUGUACAGGCACAGGCGAACGGAGAUCGCUUCAAAAUCGAGGGCAGGGCAAUUGUCCCCGGCGUCAAACCACAGGACUGGGUUUCCAUGGCCAGAGUCACGGUGGAGGGCGAAGAAUAUGUCGGGUUCUUAAGAACCGAUGGAAGUUUUGCUGUGAACGAUGUUCCUUCGGGGUCUUACGUCGUGGAAAUCAUAUCCCCAGGUUAUAGAUUUGAACCAGUGCGUGUUGAUAUCACAUCCAAGGGCAAAAUGAGGGCGCGCCUUGUUAACUACAUCAAGACAUCAGAGGUAAUCCGGCAGCAAUAUCCUCUUCAAAUCAAGGCCAGCGGCCCUCAAAGCUAUUUCAUGAAGAGGGAGACCUGGGGCUGGACAGACUUCCUCAUGAACCCAAUGGUUAUGAUGAUGGUUCUGCCUCUGCUGAUCAUUGUUCUGCUGCCCAAAGUGGUCAACACCAACGACCCAGAGAUGAGGAAGGAAAUGGAGCAGUCCAUGAACAUGCUGAACCCCAACCCCGAGCUUCCAGACGUCUCCGAGCUCAUGACCAAGCUCUUCUCCGGUGGAUCCAAGAGCUCCAGCAAAGCGAGCAGCAGCAGCAGCAGCAGCACCAGCAUCAAAGGCACCAGGCUGGCUGCUAAGAGGAGGUAGUACCACACUGUACUGUACUCACCGUCUACGCCAUGGAAGCAAGAUUUUUAAGUCUUUUUUUUUUUUCUUUUUCUCCUUAUUGUACAGUUUUCCUUGUUAAUAGAUGUUUUGAGCGCAUCUUGAGUUCUAUUACUCUACUGAAAACUGAGCUAAAAUAAGAUUUUUUUUUUCCCAUACUGCACUGAAAUCUCUCUUAACUCUGCAGAAAGUUGAAAUUCUUCAUUUGCUCUGUACAUUGUAGCUGUGAGAGCAGUGGCUCUACUGCUCUUCGAAAUGCUUUUCAUUCUUUUUCUGUGCUAAUAACCCUUCUGUGUUAACUCUUCCACUGCUGCUAAUUCCCCCCGACCUGAGAGACAACUUAUACAUAACUUAGAGACUUUUGUUUUUGUUUCAGUGAUAUGACUGUGAAUGAUGGAUUUGAAUUUUAAGACAAAUAUAAAUUCUUAUUUAAGAACGCCUAGAUAAUAAAACAUCAACGGUAAUAUAACAAGUUUUGUUUUUAUUUCACAUUUUCUGUAUUUGGUUGAACGUGAGCAAACGGCCUCUCUUCUGUUUUUAUGACUCAUUGCCAGAAUAUACAGAGUGUACAUACGUACUGUGUGACGAAGGAGUUAAAUUAAAAUGAUAUAUAUAAUAUAAUGCAGGCAGGUCAGAGUGAAAAGAGCUGUGUGGUUGCUUUUAAGAUCUUGGGAGUGUAACUGGCUUUACUUUGAAUAAAGCAGAUGGUUAAGACCUUAUUAACAUCACAAAUAAAUGUGUCAGUGAUAUUUAUAAGUAUCCAUUUUGGAAAUAAUGAUUUUAGCAUCAUGACUCAUCAUGGUGUGUUUGUUACAGUGUUGCAUUUAUGCAUCAGGACUGUUGAUGUUGACCUGACUGACUAAGGAAUAAGAUCGAUUAAUUGUCAUUUAAGUCAUUUUAAUGUUUUUUCCCCCUGCCGUCCUGCACAGUGAGAUCUGUUCCCUGUGAGGAAAAGUCACGCUGUCUCAAUGUCAUCAAUGGUUUGAAGAAUUUAUUAUUAAAAAUCGGAUCAGAUUCAA